Molecule: messenger RNA, 234 nt
Organism: Penicillium macrosclerotiorum
Lineage: Eukaryota; Fungi; Ascomycota; Eurotiomycetes; Eurotiales; Aspergillaceae
Exons: 2
Source: RefSeq, a predicted model, not a curated record
AUGCCCCCCGGCGCUGGAAAUCUGCCCCCUCCCCCGGCCGGCUUCCCAGCGAACUUCCCCAUACCCCCGCCCGGUGCCAUGGGCGGCUUUCCCCCUGGUGCUUCAAAUUCGCCCAUUCCCACCGGCCCCCGAGGCUCAGAGGGGUACGCACCGCCGCCUGGUAGCGGACCCCCUCCCGGGAACUUGCGCGUCAAUGCCGAUUCGGCGAAAGAGCACUGGUCAGAGCAGGAGAGG